AUGACUCUCUCGCAAGUCGGUGUGCGACCCCAAGUCGCAUCCGCAGCGCUACACGCACCCUCCUCCAAAUCCGCCGCACGCGCCACGUCAGCCAGAUCCACGUCGUCAGCGAACGUGUGCGCAGUCAGCGCGUCGGCAAUCCCUAAGCCGCUCGAAUGGCUCGAGGUGUCUGGCAGCCCGUUCGAGCGCGGCUGCGCGAUCGGCGUGCGAUUCGGCGACAAGAUCCGCGACCGCGUCUCCAAGGCGCCGUUUCUGCACGACGAUAUGAUUCCGUUCGCACGGACGGGUGAAGGAGCUUGGCUGCUGGAAAUGUUUUCCGAGUCCAACAAGGCGCUAUACCCGGAGUACUGGGAGGAACUCCGAGGCAUGGCAGCUGGCAGCCGCGUUCCGUUUGACGAGCUGCUGCUUCUGAACCUUCGCAAGGAGUUCGGCCCCUUUCUGCCGUCACUCAACGCUCCUGCCACGUCAGCACUGCUGCCUGAGCUGGCCUCGCCGGCUAUGACUGGAUCUGGUGGUUCUGGUGCUGCCUCGUUGGACAGGGCGCUGCAGUAUGGCAUGUCGUCUGACGACUGCUCUGACGUGUUACUGCUCACGGAUGACGUGGCAGCAGUGGGGCACAACGAGGAUGCGGACUACUCGAUUGUGGAUAACACCUUCCUGGUGCACGUGCACGCCGACAGCGGUGUUGCCUUCACUGCGUACACCUAUGCGGGCGAGCUCCCAUCUGUGGCAUUCGGGUUCAAUAACGCCAGAAUGGGAUUCUCCAUGGACGCAGUACCCCCAGCGCCGUCAGAAGUGGUGAAGGGAGGCAUAGGGCGCAACUUUGUUGCUCGCAGCCUCAUGGAGUCACAGUCAAUAGAGGAUGCCGUGCAGCGUGUGACUGGCCCAGCGGUGGCAGUGGGGCAUCACUACGUGGUGAUGGACUUUGCUCACCGGCGAAUCGCGUCCGUUGAAACCGCAUCCAAUGGCCGGCAUAGCAUCCUGGAGCUGGGCCCAAACCCUAAGUUGGGAAGCCAGGCUGACCCUAAUGGUGCUGCUUCUAAUGAUGUUGCUUCAAACGGUGCUGCUUCUGCUAACGGUGCUGCUGCUGGUGCGGAAGGCACGGCAUACAUAUUCCAUGCCAACGCAUACACGAGGCUGCAGCUGCAUGAGCAGAUGGGCCCCAGUGCUCACCGCAGAGAGGCCACUGCCAGACGCCUGGGCGCUCCCACAACCACCCACGACAUGCUUAAGAUCCUAUCCAACUCAGACGACAAAGAGUAUCCCAUCUUCAAUGAGGGAAACCCCUUCGAGAUUGGAGGCCCGGUCAUCCACACGCUGCAUACCGCACUCUUCAGCCUGGAUGCUGGGAAACUUAGCGUCUUUGGCGGGCGAUCCACAGAUGGCAACGUGCUGCAUGAGUUUGAUGUCUGA
Molecule: messenger RNA, 1413 nt
Organism: Closterium sp. Naga37s-1
Lineage: Eukaryota; Viridiplantae; Streptophyta; Zygnematophyceae; Desmidiales; Closteriaceae
Source: the annotation of a GenBank genome assembly